UCUCCGGUUAUCCUUCCGGGUUCAAGCGUCGAAAAAGUCGGGGAUUACUUUUUUUCGCUUCAGGUGCCGUCGUUCGGGGGAUCGUCGUUCUUGGAACUGGACGGGCUCGGGGCUGCUGCGGCACUGCACUUCGAACUGUCGAUGUCGAUCAAGCCAGAGAAAGCAGACGGAAUCGUUGCCUACAACGCCGGGCACGUUCUUCGGGGGUUCGACCUCGAAGAUCCCAAUUACUUCCUGGUCUACCUACUCGACCAGCGUGUCGUGUUCGAGUUCAACCUGGGCUUUGAAACCAUCGCCGUGAAGAGUCCGACAAAGGUGGCAUUAUGGCGGUGGCAUAAAAUCACCAUCACCAGAACCGGUCGGCUAGGGUAUCUCAAAGUCGACGACGAGCCACCCGUCACAGGAGCCUCUAGGAGUGGGUUCACGCAGCUGUUGCUGAACAGAAAUUUGUUUCUAGGAGGCGCACCGCGCUCCGAAUUGCCCAGCGGUGCUCUGACCAGACUGCCCAGUCAAGAUGCCAAUUUCCACGGAUGCAUCGACCAGAUAUCGCUGAAUGGAGAAGCUCUGGACGUAACUGGGCCAUCGGUGCAAGGCGUCAACGUUGCCAACUGUCGAGAUUGCGCCCCGGGAAAAUGCCAACACAGAUCACUUCCCUUACUCAGCAGCGAUGCUGGGAUUUUGUUUCCUGGGUGUUCAUCUUCGACGCCUGCCUUUGCCAUAAGUGGCAAUGGAUACCUUUACAUGCCCACUGUCGAUCCAACCCCGUGGAACGAGACUGAGACGUCCUUUAUCCGUCUGAGAGUUAAGACGGUUCGCCUCGACGGCCUGCUUUUGUGGGCUGCGAAUUCCCUGUCGUACGACGAUGAAUCAGAUCCCCGCGACCGCGACCUAAUUGCAGUGUUCGCCCAUCAGGGCCGGACGCAUAUCCGGUACAUCGUCGACAACGGCCUCGUGCACGUUCUCGAGGAUCAGACGACUUUCCUGGCCGACGGGCAAUGGCACUGCAUCAGCAUCACUAGGAAGCGAGACGGGCUGUCACUUUCCGUGGACGGAAACCCCGAGACGACGUCAACGCAUGUUCCGGAAAGUUUCUGGCAACGACUGAAUUCUUUAUUCAUCGGGGGAAUUCCAGGCGAUUCGCCGCUGGAGUCGAGCUCGGCUCAAGAACUGUUCAAAGCCCCAGCGCCAGAAUCUCAUGGGUUCUUUGGUUGCGUGCAGCCCAUAGUAUCCGCUAGCGGAGAAAUCCUAGACGUUUUGGGUGCCGCCGUGGACCGAAGGAAUUUGGCUUCAUGCGACGGACGAUGAGCAUUUCUUUUUUUCUGAGGUGCUGCAUCUUACGGCAUAGAUGGCUGUUCAAACGAUGCUGAGCGAGCAUAGAAACCGGCACAUCCGAAAUCCUGAUUUUUUGUGGGGAAAAUGAGGGUUUUUCUCUGUUGGUCCGGCGAAGAAGCAUCGUGUGAUUUCUUUGGAUGAGAAGAACAUGCACAAAUGCCUGAAUCUUUAGAAGCACCCACUGUUCUCAUCGCGGGAGGGGAAUUUUCGGUCGGCCCGCAUUGGGCCAGAACAAACCACCGAGUGGCACGACGACGGCGCCGCCGCCUUCGAAGCAACGAAAAGAAUGUUGUUCAAAGUUGCGUCCUCGUCCUUUUCCAGAUUUGUUUUCUUCUUCGGGCAAUUAUUUUCAACUGUCGUGCUUUCGACUAUGUACUAUGAGUUCAAUGAUAUGAAGCAAGUUGAAGGGAAAAGGUUUAGAUGGAAUAGUUUGAGCAUACGCCUCGCACUGCAAUCGCUGUUGUGGACGGUAGAUUUCCUUUCUUACUGCGCACCAAAAUACUGUAAUAUUUAAACGCACCGGCUUUACUCAUUUUCAAGUAAUUUCCAGCUGUGUGUGGAUGAAGAACCUUCGAUGCUUGAAUCGGUGAGCCAAGGAACCUCGUUCGCAUGAGUGAGUGCAUUGCGAGACUUUAAAAAGGCGCUUGCGAGGCCAGUCAGCCGAGCAGUCUUACUCAUGAAUAUUUGUACUGCACUCGACCGGAAUUAUCCAAGUUCUCUGUACUGUAUAUGCUUUAGAGCCGUAGUAAUGUAUUUCAGACCAGUGGUUGCGACUCGAACUUUAGCCAUCUUGAAAGUGGGGCAACUUAGGAAUUCUGAGGACCUCUAUGGGUAAGACAUCAUAUCAUGAAGUAAUGAGAUUCUUCUCGCCGGCGGGAUUUAUUUUACGGCCUAUUUUGUAAUCUGGAUCAUAUAUUUUGAAAAUUUCCAUCCUGCACAAGUAUUUUCACAAAUACAUGCCUUUUUGUGUGGGGAAACUCAA
Messenger RNA from Notodromas monacha, 2314 nucleotides. The record is from the annotation of a GenBank genome assembly. NCBI's taxonomy places the organism in Eukaryota, Metazoa, Arthropoda, Ostracoda, Podocopida, Cyprididae.